AAUGAGUAUUUAAGCCAACUUGAAACGAAGUGGAAAAAACGAAAGAAAGAUAUGGCACCGUCAUUAUCAUGAACUUACUCGGAGAUCCAACGAGCGCAGCGCCGGCGUUGAAACCAGAAUCCAUCGCCGACCCACGGAUCCUCCAUGCCCAAGCUCUGAAAUCCUCACGCGUUGAUCGUUCCAUUUUCAACAAUUUAAUCACCCUUUACGCCAAAUCCAACCUUCUCGAUUCCUCACUUCGUGUUUUCAAACAAAUCCCAUCACCCAACAUCGUCUCAUGGACUUCUCUCAUUUCAGUUCACUCCAGUUCCCCACUCUCCCUCACUUUGUUCCUCUCCAUGCUUCGCUGCCCUAUUCUCCCCAACCAGCGGACGUUAGCUUCUCUUUUCAAAGCCUGCGUUUCCCUUCCUCGUUGCCUUUUGUUCGGUCUUUCUUUGCACGCUCUUUCCUUUAAGCUUUCACUUAAUGCUCAACCUUUUUCUGGUUCCGCGUUGGUUAACUUUUAUUCGAAAUAUCGGCUUCCAAUUGAUGCAAGGAAAGUGUUCGAUGAAAUGCCUGAACGAGAUGAAGUUUGUUAUGCAGCGGUGAUUAUUGGGUUGGCGCAGAAUUCCAAGCCGCUUGAGUCUUUGUCUUUGUUUGCUGCGAUGAAGUCUAGCAAUGUGGGUUCUACCAUGUAUAGUGUUUCUGGGGCGUUACGGGCGGUGGCGGAUUUGGCAGCCUUGGAGCAAUGCAGGAUGAUUCACGGGCACGCGGUUGUUACUGGGUUCGAUAAGAAUGUGAUCGUGGGGAGUGCUUUGGUUGAUGGGUAUGGGAAAUCGGGGCUUGUUUCAGAUGCACGAAAGGUGUUCGACGAAAAUAUUGCUGUGAUGAAUAUUGUAGGGUGGAAUGCUUUGAUGGCUGGUUAUGCACAGCAAGGUGAUUCGAGUUCGGUGAUCAAGUUGUUUCAAUCCAUGGCAAAUGUAAGGUUUGUGCCGGAUGAGUAUAGCUUUUUAGCUGCGCUUUCGGGUUUUUACAAUGCUGGCUUGGUUGGUGAAUCCGAGAUAUGGUUGAAGAGGAUGAAAUUGGAGUAUGGCAUCGAACCUGGGCUUGAGCAUUAUACAUGUUUGAUCGGUGCAUUGGGCAAAGCCGGGCGGUUGGAAGAUGCCGAGAGGAUUGCAACAACGAUGCCGUUUAACCCUGAUGCUGCAGUGUGGAGAUCAUUGUUGUCAAGUUGUGCUCAUCAUGGUGCAGCGGAUAUGGCUUUGAGGAUGGCUAGGAGGUUGUUAGAAUUGGAUCCUAACGACGAUUCAGCUUAUACGAUAGCUGCAAAUGUCUUAUCAGUUGCAGGCAGAUGGUCUGAGGUUGCCGGUAUGAGGAAACUGAUGAAAGAUCGGAGAGUGAAAAAGGAAGUCGGAAAAAGUUGGAUCGAAGUCAAGGGGGAAGUUCACAUGUUCAUGGCAGGGGAUAGGAAGCACGAGAGAACCGAAGAAAUCUACGAAAAGUUGGCCGAGUUAAUGGAAUCAAUCGAAAAGCUAGGUUACAAGCCGGUAUGGGAUGAGAUGUUGCAUGAAGUUGGGAAAGGAGAGAAAAAAGAAGCACUUUGGUAUCAUAGUGAGAAGUUGGCAUUAGCGUAUGGGAUAGUGAGCGGAGCCGCACCGGCAGGGAAACCGAUGAGGAUCAUAAAGAAUCUCCGAAUCUGCAAGGACUGUCACGAAGCUUUUAAGUACAUAAGCAGAGCAAUAGAUAAAGAGAUCAUUGUAAGGGAUGUUAACAGAUACCAUAAGUUCUUGAAUGGUAGUUGUACUUGUGGGGAUAUUUGGUAACAAAUUAUAAAAUCUUGGAUCACAUUUUUUCCCAAACAAUCA
Gossypium raimondii (Peruvian cotton) is the source of this 1844-nucleotide messenger RNA. RefSeq names its product putative pentatricopeptide repeat-containing protein At5g52630. Bases 69 to 1802 code for a protein of 577 amino acids. The record is from RefSeq and is a predicted model, not a curated record. The transcript has a single exon. Gene Ontology annotation, molecular function: zinc ion binding; RNA binding; protein binding. Gene Ontology annotation, biological process: RNA modification. Lineage: Eukaryota; Viridiplantae; Streptophyta; Magnoliopsida; Malvales; Malvaceae.